AUGGAGGUCGAAAAUCGUGACAUCGGACAUUCCGAUUUCAUGAUGAAAAUCGAGGAAAAACCCUGUAUCUGGCAUUCUCUCGCCGUUCAUCCGCCGAUGAUGGAUCCCAAAGUAGUGAUCUUAAUAUGAAUGUUGAUUGUCGUCUACUUAAAAAAAGGUGAUACAGGGAAAAAACAGGAUUUGUGGAUGUCAAAAAAUGGAAUUACGUGUAUAUAAAUACCCUCUGUUUUUGUUUACUUUACUGAACCUCCUGGUAAUACACAAUCCUAGGCCUUAUUCAUGUAUUUACAACUGCUGUGAUUGUGGAGAAGUCAGCCCAGUAAAUGUUUAUAUAACCAAAGGAUCGACUUUGGUAUUGAAUUGUACAAUUGAAGAAGACAGUAGCCCCUACCUCCUCAUGUUUACAUUUGGUAAGAAUAAUGUGGACCAAUCAGAAUUCACGGAACAAGAGAAGAAAAACAUCAUCUUACUCAAGAAAGUUGUAAAGGACUUCGAUGACCAGGGUGUUUAUAAUUGUUACAAAGAUGACAAAAAAGUUGGAUCCUCCUACAUAGAAGUAGAUUACCCCCUUCAGCCUGUGAAUGACAGUGACUUUCAGUGCAUACUGUAUGACUGGGAUGAUUCUCUGUCCUGUUCUUGGGAGAUUGGCACUUAUAAACACAAUGGCAACAUUAAUGUAACAGUCAUUGCUGAGACCAGUAGUCACCCAUUGCUGUAUCCAGACAAGCUGAACAAUACUUUCUGCCAGUGGAAGGGCACAUUUGAUGAUCCUUUUUGGUAUAAAUUCUACCUGAGUGUGCACAACAUAAAAAUGAAUCAAUCCAUUCAGAGCAAUUUUACCAGAAUAGCAAGUAGUAUUGUGAAACCAGCCCCAAUAUCAAAUGUUUUUGCUGAGAAUAUCUCAAGUACAUGUUUGACAGUCAGAUGGAAUACCAGACAGUUUAAGUUCCAAGUAUUGGUCUUCAUUGCAUCUGAUGAAUGGAACAGCUCGAUACCAAAGAAGAAAGAAGCCAGACCAGGAGACCACAUAGAGCAGUAUUUGCAGUUUUGCAAUUUGAUUCCCUUUACAGAUUACACCUUCAACAUUACUCGCCGAAAGUUGACCAUGAUAGGUCAUAACAAAUCCAGAGAGGAUGGAUAUUGGAGUGAUCCAGCAUUCUUCACCUUUAAAACAAUGGCAGAUGUGCCUGCCUCACCUCCCAAUAUUACAGAAGGAAGCUUUUACCACGUAUAUGGAGAUGAAACCAUUUUAUAUUGGAAGCCAAUAAAGCCCAUGGACAGACAUGGAAUAGUGAUUAGCUACAUCAUCAGUUACACUUCAUCAGAUGGCAGGGAUAAAUACAGUCUAUCUAGCCAGUAUGAGAACAUAACACUGAGUCUAGAUGGAGAUAAGUGGUACAAUGUCAGUAUAACUGCCAUCACUAAGGAGGGGUAUAGGAGUCCUAGUGCAUCUGUACUUAUCCCACCCAAAAUCUCUAUACCUACCCCAUCCACUCUUGUGAUAGAACUGAGUAGAAAUAGAUCCAGUGCAAGUAUAAGAUGGAAGGGGAGUGAACUCUGUCAGCAGUACAUUGUGUUCUGGAUGUCAAGUAACAACUUGGACUGGAAAGUUAGCCCUCAAAAUUCCACAACUCUUGCUGCACCACUACACAACUUGGAAAAAGUGGGUGUAUCCUGUUCUGCCAUUGUAUCCCAUUCUACAGAAAAUCCAGGCAUUGUGGGUGGAGGUUUGCACUGGUUCACGUGUAAAUAUUUUGAUGAGAAAGAGCCUGCGUUACCUGUGGCUGUAACUGUUACAUCUUCUCAGGAGGCUCUAGACUUGUCCUGGUUCAUACAAUGUGAUGACCAGUCUUCUUAUCCUGAGUGGUUCAAUGUCACCUGGUGUGAUCUUGACCUAAUGCUUGGAUGCUCUCAAGUAUGGAAUCAUGUUUUAUUGGAGCCUGGUGAUAGGAACUACAGGCUGAAGGGCUUGGAUUCCAGAAAAACAUACCGUGUUAGAUUCAGUUCCUUGUCGAAAGAUGGCCAUAUAAAAGAGAGCAGAAUUUUUUAUGAUGUAAAACCUGACUCAAAAAUGGACAGGAAUGCAUCAGACUUUGAGAAUAAUUCCAUGAUUAUAUGGAUAACUGUCAGUCUACUGUGUGCUCUGAUGCUUGUAAUUGCAGUUCCUUUUGCUAUAAGGAAAUGUCGGUCACAACUUGAACCAGCUAUUGAAGUGCCAGUUGUUCCUUCUAAGACUGGUGAAAAGGGUAGUGGUUAUACAAACUAUACCUCACAAUACUCAGAUAAGAGAGAUGACAAUGAAUACAGGAUAUUGAAUGAUCCAAUUCUUAUGAAUGGUUUGGAAAGUGAAAAAGAGAGAAUGUUCUCUAACAAUGAUGGCCAUGUAGCAAAAGACCAAGAAAACAUGACAGAUGACUUAGAGAUCCCAGAUAUUUUAGAAGACAUGGAAAAGUCUGAAAUGCACAAGAAACAAAAGUCCACUUCUCAGUGUUCAGAUUAUUCAAAGUUCAUCACUGCUUCUGGCCAAACAAACAACAGUGAGGCUUUCAACCAGUCCAGAUCUCAAUCAGAUAGUCAUUUCAACCAAUCAAAGCCUCAGUCUGAAUUGUCAAGCAUUGAUUUCAGCCAAUCAAAAGCACAAUAUGAAUUAUCAAAUCACAGUGGAUCAUCCAAUCAUAAUCAGUCAAAAGUGCAGUCAAAUGGGACAGAACGUGACAUAACUGAAGAGGAAUGGUUGGAUGAGAGUUCAGCAUUUUCCUCUAAAUUGGAGGAUGACUAUCGGGAAAUCAGACAGGAUUCAACAGCCACAGACAUGUCUGCAUAUCUCUACUCCAAAUCUAUGUCAUCUAGCUCCCAUGAUACUAACCCAAAUGUUGAUUCUUAUAGCAAAGUGGAUGUUAAUGAAGACAUUAAUGCAGAGACAGAUGAUGAACUACUUGUAAACUUACAAUCCAGUUUACCAAAUACUGAACAGAACAAUGGCAGCACAGAAUCAAACGAGAGUUCAAACCUUUCAUCUCAGCAAACCCCUGCAAUAGUCAUACCUGUAGAGGCACAGCAAGCACCUGUUAAUGCUAAUGAUGUAUUGACCUCCAGUGCUGAUGAAAUAUCAUUUCAAAAUUUACAGGACUCCACUCCUCAAAUAAACAAGAAACUUGUAAACAGUCCUCAGGAGGAAUCAAUUGAGGAAAACUCCUCUAAUUCAGGUGCCUCCCUGUCAAGUUCUACCUCUGGUGAAGAUGCGUACAAAACUGUAAAUCUCAACAGUGGUUGUACCUCAAGUUCUACUCCUGGAGAUGAUGGGUACAAAACUGUAAAUCUCAACAGUGGAUGUACCUCAUCUGUGCAUUCAUCUGUCUACACACCAACUUAUAGCAGUUAAUGCAGGGGUACAUGUGUCAUGUGAUUGUUCUUAGCCAAUCAGAUCAAAUAUGCUUUUGAAAAUAUCUGUGGUCAACAGUAACAUUUUCUAAAUACAGUAAAACUCAAUCAUGGGGAAGUUACAGGGACUUACAUGUAUAACCAAGGUUCUUGAAAUCCAUAUAAGGAACAAAGUGCAAAGUCUUGUAAGGGAUUCAUAAAAGUUUCCUUAUGAACAAGUUCUUUAUAAUGGAGUUUUACUGUAUUGAUAUCACUAAUAAUAGAAUUCUGACUGAAAUUUUUCAUGCAUACAUAAUGAUUAUACGGGUAUAAUCAUCAGUAUAAGGUGCUUUAAGAAUUGAAUGUUUUACAUAUGUAAAAAUGUAUAAAAUUUAAAAACUUCAACUUUUUUAGGUGACUUCAUACAUAUAUGUGAGAAAGAUGUACACAAAUUGUUUUGCAGUUGAAAAAGUUGUUGAUAUACUCAUUAUUUCAUAUAAAAUGGCCUUAUAGAUUUUUGUAUUGCUGGCAUUUCUAGUAUUGACAAAGUUUUAUUCAAAUUUUUUUCUCUAUCCAAUUUAUGAUAUUUAUAGAAAUUAUGAACAAUGAAUUGUAUGUAAGCAGAGAGGAGAAAAAAUUGACAGACCAGACUGGGACUCGAACCCGGCGGGACCCUGAAUCUCUAGUCAGGUGCUCUACCACUAAUCUAUUUGUCCAUCAGCAAUCGAACCUGUCUGACCGCCACAUUCCUUCCUCGUUAAAGGUCUUUGUCCCCAAAGACACCAACCCAGGCUCCUUCCUGGCAGGUGUUUUACCUAACACUGCCAGACCAUGGCACAGCACCAUGUGAUUGAUUUUAUAUUUAAAGCAUUUCAUUUGCUGCAAGUGAUCUAUUUGCAGUGUGUUUGAACUACAGAAAACUGUUCUGUUGUUGUGUUAUUGUUUUAUAUGGGUAUUACAUCUUGUCAUUAUUUUUGUACCACUGUGUUUACUCUUACCUGAAAACUUAUAAACUGUAUGAUACUUGAAUUUAAAUAGUAUAUUCACAUAAAAUAUCUGAAGAAUUUAAUUCUAGUAAGUGACCUUUGAAUCAUGAGGAGAAAAAAUCAGUAUUAUCAACACAACAGCUUUUAUAUUACUAAUUCUUUGAUAAUAUGUUACUUUGUACACUUUGACUAGUCAUCAUUAUUAUAAUUUAAAUUAAAAUUUUUUUUU
Molecule: messenger RNA, 4575 nt
Organism: Saccostrea echinata
Lineage: Eukaryota; Metazoa; Mollusca; Bivalvia; Ostreida; Ostreidae
Exons: 18
Coding region: 197-3382 (1061 amino acids)
Molecular function (GO): protein binding
Source: RefSeq, a predicted model, not a curated record